CCUGGCAUUGCUCGAACCACGUGACUGCUGAGAAGACCAUGGCACUAGUGUCUAAUGCCAAUACUCUUAAAAACAAAGAAAAUACAACGACUGCCUUAUCACUUGAGCAAGAAAAUGAGUUAAAAUUGGACGUCAGUUCUAUUGAAGAAGAUGAUUCUAGUGAAGAUGGAAAAGAAAAAGCAGAAACUGAGUCUCAAGAAAAAAACCUGCAAAAGAAAGAGCAGACAACUGAUGCCUCUGGCUCUGAAUCGGCACAUUCUCCAAACAAGAUAGCAGGAACUGCCGCUGAGAGCAGUUCUCCAGAAAAGCCUGCAACAUCAACAGAAGAAGAUCUGCUGCACGAUGUUGGAUUUACCAUCACUAUCAAGCCUCCCACUGGUGAAUCAUUUGAGAUUCAGGUUAGCAGCCUGGAGCUUGUGCAAGAAAUUCAUCAGCUGCUCAUGGAUCGUGAGGACACCAGCCAUCGAACUUGCUUCUCCCUCUACCUUGAUGAUGUUAAGCUUGACAAUUUUGCUGAACUGAAGACCAUUCCAGGUCUCAAAGAGGGGUGUGUCUUGCACAUCAAAGAGAACCCGUACACGGUGCGGGAGGCUCGCAUCCACAUUCGUCAUGUGCGUGAUCUGCUCAAGAGUCUCGAUGAUGUUGAUGCGUACAGUGGAACUGAGUGCGCGUCACUGGCCUUCCUGAACAUUGUGACUCAGGGCGAUAUUGUUGUAGAAAAGAAGCGCAGCGUUGUCGAAUCAGUGGACUGCACUCCCCCUGACUACAUCCUGCCAGGCAGUAAGGAUCGUCCUCUUCUUCCUCUGCAACCUUACAGCAAAGAUACCAGGACACCGCAGUGCCUCAAGAUCUUAACGACUAGUGCUUGGAAUCCUCCUCCUGGCCCCCGCAAGCUGCAGGGAGACUUACUCUACCUGUUCCUGGUCACGGCUGAAGGCUACAACUGUCAUAUCACUGCCUCGCCCUGGGGUUUCUACCUCAACCAGACCACUACUGAAGAGUUUAACCCAAAGCCUGCAACACCGUGUUACCUGAGCCACUCCCUGGUGGAGCUUCUGAACCAAGUUUCUCAGACCUUCAAGCGAAACUUUGCUCUGUUGCAAAAGAAGAGACUCCUGCGCCAUCCGCUUGAACGCGUGCCUUGCCCGUACCAAGUGUUCUCAUGGACAGCCCCCUCUUUGGUUCACACCGUUGAUGCCAUCCGCGCUGAAGAUGCAUUCAGCAGCAAACUUGGUUACGAAGAACACAUUCCUGGUCAGACGCGGGACUGGAACGAAGAGCUGCAAACUACCCGCGAGCUGCCGCGCCGAUCUCUACCUGAGCGCUUGCUGCGGGAGCGCGCUAUUUUCAAGGUACACAGCGACUUUGUGUCUGCAGCAACCAAAGGUGCCAUGGCUGUGGUUGAUGGUAAUGUAAUGGCUAUCAAUCCUGGCGAGGAUCCUAAAAUGCAGAUGUUCAUUUGGAAUAAUAUAUUCUUCAGUUUAGGAUUCGAUGUGAGGGAUCAUUACAAGGAGGUUGGGGGCGAUGCGGCAGCGUUUGUAGCGCCUCGAAAUGACCUACAAGGAGUGCGUGUAUACAGUGCCACUGACACUGAAGGCCUUCACACUCUUGGCACUGUGGUUGUUGACUACCGGGGCUUCCGCAUCACAGCGCAGUCUAUCAUUCCUGGCAUCUUGGAGCGGGAGCAAGAGCAGAGUGUAGUUUAUGGCUCCAUCGAUUUUGGCAAGACCGUAGAGACGCACAGUAAGUACAUGGACUUGCUCCAGAAAGCUGGGCAGCAACUGAAGGUCUUGCCCCACAAGGUCCUCAAUGACAAAGGAGUUGAGGUUGAGCUCUGCUCGUCAGUUGAAUGCAAAGGCAUAAUCGGCAAUGACGGUCGUCAUUAUAUCUUGGAUCUACUGCGUACCUUUCCUCCAGAUGUGAAUUUCUUGGAUCUUGCGUCUGAAAUAGAUUAUCCAUCUGCAUGCAAGAAACUGGGCUUCCCUAUCCGCCAUCAACACAAGCUAUCAACUCUCCGCCAGGAGCUUGUAGAUGCGUUUGUUGACCAUCGCUACAUGAUGUUCCUUAAGUAUGCAGCAAUCCAUCUUCAGCAGCUCACUGCCAAGACUUCUGAUCCUGCUAAACUACAGCAACUUAAAGCAAUUGAUGAAGAGAAAAAAACAGAAGAAGAGCCAGUGGUCAAUCAGCUUCAAAUUAAAGAUGGUGAGACGAAGGACAACAAAGAAAUUGAAGCUGAUGAGGCGAAGAAAAUAGUCGAAAACGUUACCGAAAGCAUUGCUGCUGAGAAGCAAGUCGAGGAAAACACUCGCGACAUAAUCAAAAAAGCAUCUGCAGCUGUUGGGUCGCUGAAAGAGUCAGACUUUGAUAUCCGCUUCAACAGUGACGUAUUCUCUCCCGGAGUGAAGCACGCUGAUGCCAAUAGCACGCGCUUCAAGAGAGAGCGACAGCUCGUGGUGGAUGCGGCAGAGUUCCUCGUGUCAGUGCAACUGCCAAGUAUGGUGCAUGACCUCACUGACCACUCCUCCGCCCCUACUGAUGGCCCUACACUGUGCGAGGCCAUGCAUUCUCGUGGAAUAAACGUCCGUUACCUCGGAAAGCUGGCAAACAUGCUAGCUAAGAUCCCUGAACUUAGCUAUGCUCACUCCAUCGCUGUUGGGGAAAUAAUCUUCAGGUCUGUGAAGCAUAUACUCACCAAGUACAUCCAGGGCGUUGAGAGCAUCACUUUAUCCACUGGUAUUUCGCACUUCUUGAAUUGCCUUCUUUGCAACAGCGUACCGCGCGUGAACACUUCUAAAACUGACGAACUUUUGUCUAAAAAGAAACGCAAGAAGAACGUGAGCAGUAUGCCUGAGUGGUCAUUGUUGACACCUCGAUCUUUGUGGCAACAAAUCAAACACGAAUGUAAGAGGUACUUUGGUUACGACCUUCUCUGCGACUCUAUCGAGAGUGCAAUUGAAAAAUUUGGUUUGCAGAAGAUUUCGCUUCUGCGGACCGUUUGCCUGCGCUGUGGCAUCCAACUGAAGCUUCGGGAUUACUUCGGUCGGAGUCCAGAUUUCUUCUCUGAAGACGACGUCAUCAAUCUGUUCCCAAUCGUGAAGCACAUCAAUCCCAGAGCGAGUGACGCACUCAAUCUGUACACAGCAGGCCAGACCAAAAUCCAGCAGGGCUUCUUGAAAGAUGGCUACGAGCUGAUCAGCGAAUCGCUAAACCUUCUGAACAACGUGUAUGGUGCCAUGCACCCAGAAAUUGCUCAGUGCUUACGAAUGCUUGCACGUCUAAACUACAUCAUGGGCGACUACACAGAUGCAAUGUGCUACCAACAAAAAGCUGUCCUCAUGAGUGAGCGCGUGAAUGGCAUCGACCACCCUUACACCAUCACCGAAUACACUCAUCUUGCACUCUACUGCUACGCCAACCAGCAGGUCAGCGUCGCACUCAAACUUCUGUACCGUGCGCGCUAUUUGUUGCUACUUGUGAGUGGUCCUCAGCAUCCAGAAGUGUCUCUUGUUGACUCAAACAUCGGCCUCAUUUUGUAUGCAGUAGGCCAGUACAGCCUGUCUCUGAAUUUCCUUGAGAAUUCUCUCGCCCUUAACAAAAUCUUCUUUGGAGAGAAGAGCCUCAAAGUGGCACUGAGUUAUCACUUGGUGGCUCGAACCCAAAGUUGUUUGGGUGAUUUCAGAAGUGCUCUCAGGAACGAGAAGGAAACCUUCACCAUUUAUAAAUCGGAGUUGGGAAUGAACCACGAGAAAACGAAGGAAUCUGAUGAGUGCUUGCGUCAUCUGACGCAGCAAGCUGUUGUAAUGGCCAAGAAAAUAAGCGAGGCUUACAACGGAAAACCCUCCAAUCAGUUUGGAUUACCGCCAAUCCAAAUUCAAGCUCCUGCUCGUUGUUCAGUUCUUGAGAUGCUCAAUGUCAUCAACGGAAUUCUCUUUGUGCACAUCACACCCGCUGAAAUUGACAAAGUUAAGGAAGAGUUGGAGAAAGGUGCAAGUGGACAAGCGUUGCUGGAAAAAGGAACUCAUCUUAGUGAGAUCGAUGUCUCUGAAAAGGCUAUCACUGAAGAAUCGAGAAAACCAGAACAGGUUGCUCCAAAAGACGGCUGUAAGGUAAACGGCGUCGUGGAGUCAUCUGACAAAGAGAAUGAGCCUCCGGUGAGUAUAGAAGUUCGGUGAAACCUUUCAAUUUCAUUUGUUGCUUUUUCAACGUUAAAAACUAUUUGUUUAGAUCUUACGAAGUGGUACAAUUCGUCAUGGUAGAUUCGAGAGACUUGUGACCAUUCUCCUAACAUGCAUUUAUUUUGUGACUAUCGCACAUCCUCUCCUUGCCAGUUUUUAUCACAAAAAUUAUUUGGGUGUCACAUUCCAGGCUGAUUGAUGAUUAUCAGUUCUACGGCGAUCCAAAAUGUCCAGUUUAUCCCACGAAAUCAGUCCGCGUUGUACUUAAUAAGAUUAUCGAAAGCUGUAGCAUAGGGAGAACUCGCAACACUUCGAGUUUCCUGUUAAUAGGGGAAGAGAACAUUGUACUGGUGAAUGAAGUAGCAAGGUACAGUUGCGACUCAAAUCAUUUUGAUUGCAAAGUUCCUUGUAGCCGAGCCCAAUACUUGCACGUACUUCUCGGUUCAGCUGCAAUGCCAGCAGAGAACUGAGGCCCAGAUCCUACAUGCCUUUGUAAAUUUAUUCUUGUAUCAUAGUCACUUGUACAGAUGGGAUGCGCCCGACUCUUUUGGCAUUGCUGUGAACCGUUAGUCGCGCCACGACUGUACUGUACCGUGCAAUUGUUCUUGUUGACCGUGCUGGCCAAGUCUUGUAUCGUUUUAGACUUCAUGGCGGCUAAAGGUCUAACAUGUCCUCAGAAAUGUGAGGGGUAAGUGCUAAAUGGAGACGUCCCAGUUCUAUUACAAGGUAAUGAUCAGGGGAGGUUGUGUUUAGGUUGAUUUUAAAAUGAGGGCUACGGCAUGUUGCGAUAUCCGUUUCUUUCAAGUUAAUUGUGUUCUGCUGAGUUACCCGUACUUAGCUUCUUAUUUGUAACCAAUCGAAGGUUGAAAGGAAUAACGGUGCAAUUUUUUUGUUAUGUUCACAACUCCUAAGUUUUUGCUGUGAUUUGGUGAGCGCUGCUGUGUUCUGCGUGAUACGUUAAGACAGUCUCGAGUCAAUAAGCCUAUACCAGUGUUCCUCGCUUAUGCCUAUACAUUAUCAUCUGCCCCUUCAAGGGGGAGGAGAGAGUUGUGCCAUAAGACAUCGUGAUGAGUUGUUUAUAGCUUGACUUGCACUUGUUGAUGUUUUGAUCUUUUGUUUUAUCUUGAAGCAAGGCGUUUCGUACGUUCAUCCACGAUAAAAUGAAAGCCGAUUUCAAGUGAUUGUGUUAUCUGUGUUGAUGUUUGCUUGAAGUUUCUGCUGUUGAAAAAAACGUAUGUUGAAUUUAAAACGUUACAACGUCGGUGUUUUAUCAGAUAUUGUCAUAGUCGGAUUUGAACAAGUCGAUAUUGAUGAAUCAGUUUGUCACCAUUGUAGUACGAUACUAGUGAUACUCAAACUGGAUUUUGAUCUCUCUAAUUACAAUCGGUCACAUUGGGCGAAUGCUCAAGUUGUUAUUCCGUAUAUUCACGAUUCCUGAUAUUAUUUUCAUAUCGUACAAAGUUAAUCCAUUAAAUUGAAGACAAUAGAAGAGAAUAUUUUUUAGUACUUGCGCUUCUUGGUUCCUUAAGGUCGGCCCACUUGAAAAUAAUUGAACGAUCGGGAUUCUUGGAGCACAAGUUGCGUGCUGCAUUCUUUUCAUUACUCCUAAUGCGGCAGCACAAUAUCUGUUGAAAAAUGCAAAUUCGAAUGUAACCCUCAAGAUUAUGUGCCAUAGAUCUAUGCAAUGCCACUAGCCACAUAUCGACGAUAGUUCUCCUUAAUCGAUGCACUCAUCGUUCCGUUGUCGGCUUCUUUCUUCCUUGGCAUAGCAUAACUAUCAUAUAGAACGUAGAAAAAUCAGUAAGUAGAUCUCAUCGCAUGCUUGCUGUACAGAAGUGGGCUUCCCGCGAGUUAUUUUGACUCCGUGCUUCCAUAAACCUGCUACUACUCAACCCCUGCUACCACUGAUCAGUUUGUUGGGACGAUGGAAGCCCAGUGUAUUUGUUGGGUUUGUUGGCCUUUUUACACGUUUGACUGUUUGAAGUGCAGUCGGUUACUAAGAAUGUCUAACGGAUAUGGUUAGUCAAUGUUUUUUGCGCCAUGGCUGUCUUCGCCGGUCACCGUAAGCAUAUUUGCGUUGCUGUGCAGACUUGUAUCCACUUUAUUGUCGAAGUUAGUCUGUGUGUUAAUUCAUAUUGAUGAGACCGGUUUUGAGGUAUUUUUCUAGGAUGUGUGUGGUGCGAUUACUGUUCUGCAUACGUCGAUUGUUAUUAUUCUAUCAUGUCAGCCCUGCAAAGUCCGUGAAAUUAUUGCAGCUUUUCGUCCAUUUUACAAGUUGGAAGUAAUAUAGGAAAACCCAUUGCAUGCGGGUUUCUACUCUGGUCAUUUCUGCUUGGAAUUUUAAUGAUCUUGUCUGUUCGUCUGCGACGAGCGAAGCGUUUCUUUCACUUUUUUUUCCGUUAGCAUCCCGAUAAGCGAGCCUGUCCGUCGUGAAAUUAGAUGCACCACUGACUACUAGUCGUAUUCCCCAUAAUGUAACACAUUUUUCUACUGGUAGCCGACAUGAAUUUCCGGUCUGCUUAUUCACGAGGCAAGAUGUGUCUCAUCACCGCAUGACGGCUUCUGCAUGCAAAGUGUUAUAAAGUUGAAUGCAUGUAUGUUGUGAUCGUCGACAUGCGUCUGCAUCGAGAAAACUCAUUUCCUUAUUGAAGUUGUUUCAUGUCCGUGAUGCCGUAGGAACGAUCAUUAUAAUGCGGUAGAAAUAUUUCUCGAUGCACAAUGUUAUUAGUGCAACACGUUCGUCACAGAGCUGUUGCAACGAAAUGUGAGCUCCUCCAGCUGGUCAUGAAACGUGUCAGCCCCACCUCAUGCGUGGCUGUAUAGCCGCCCAGUCUACUAUGUUAUCUAGCUACAGAAUGUAUUGUUCAACUGUAGAUAUCAAUACAAUUCUGACUC
Molecule: messenger RNA, 7070 nt
Organism: Hyalella azteca
Lineage: Eukaryota; Metazoa; Arthropoda; Malacostraca; Amphipoda; Hyalellidae
Gene: clu
Product: clustered mitochondria protein homolog
Exons: 8
Coding region: 39-4172 (1377 amino acids)
Biological process (GO): intracellular distribution of mitochondria
Cellular component (GO): cytoplasm
Molecular function (GO): protein binding; mRNA binding
Source: RefSeq, a predicted model, not a curated record